CUCGUGACACUUCCAACGCUUCCACUGCACCUGCAAUUCGCGCCGCAACAGCUGACAGACACCGAAAUGUUCAGCGGCAGCGCAAAAGGAGGUACUCUGAAAAGGUCGAGAACAGGUAUGAAACAACCCAAGACUGCGGGUCUGCUGGAGAACAGCCUGUCUCCGUGGGCUGAUGAAGAAGAGGAGGAUGAAGGGGAGAGGACUCUGUCUUUGGAGAGACGGCCUAAGCGUGAGCGGCGUCAGAGCAGUGUGACGCUGUGCAAGGUGUGUAACAUCCAGCUCAACUCUGCAGCCCAGGCCCAGAUCCACUACAAAGGCAAGACCCACCAGAGGAGGCUCCGGCAACACAACAAGGCUGCCGCCCUGAACGCACACACAGGUACUAUAUCUCAGGCCAACCCCCUCCUGGCUUCCCUAUCCCUCCCAGGACGGCCCCUACAGCCGCAGCUAGACCUCAAGCACUUCCUGCCUUUACGGGUCAAUGGCUCCACCCCCCUCAGCCUGUUCCCCAACUUCAACACGAUGGACCCAGUCCAGAAGGCAGUCAUCAACCACACAUUUGGUGUGGCCCAGCCCAAGAAGAAACAGAUCAUCUCUUGCAACAUCUGUCACCUGCGCUUUAACUCCACUAACCAGGCUGAGGCCCACUACAAGGGUCACAAGCACGCUCGCAAAUUGAAGGCCAUGGACGUUCAGAGGAAUCGACAGAGGGGCCAAGGCUCCAUGGCCGGAAGGGAGAAAGAGAGGGACAGAGAAAGAGAGAGAGGGAAAACAGGAGGGAUGGAAACUAUACCAGCACUGCUUGAUACCAGUCUCACAGAGCCAGAAGGCCUCCAGUCCAUUCCUAAACCUGUACAGCUUGAGCUAGAGGACACCCAGGGGACCCUGCUAACACCCACGUCCACCACCAAGCCCCCGCCUCUGAACACAUCCUCGCCGCUCCCCGCUCACGUCUCCCCUGCCUUGCAGCUUUUUGAGCUGACGCCCAACCGAGGCACAACGGAGGGUCCUGGCCCUGCCACCGAUCCAGCUGUUGACAUGGACCAUCCAGAUCCCCUCACGGGCCAGGGAGACUUCCCCAUACUGGGAGAAGAAGAAUCCAAGGAGGGCAAAAAGAGCCCGGAAAAGCAACAGCUCCACUGUCCUAUGUGUAAAGUCACUGUUAACUCCAAGUCCCAGCUGGAAGCUCACUAUAGUGGCUCCAAACACAAGCAGAUGUUGGAGGGGCAGGCUGGCGGACAGGUACGACGCAGGGUCCAGGUGAUGUCAUUGUCCCGGGUGCCCAUCAAAACCAAGCAGCUAAUGAGCAGUAACCGCAUGGGCAUGGUCAACCAGAUGUUUCACUGCAAGGUCUGCGAAGUGUCGGUCAACUCUGAGACACAACUUAAACAGCACAUGAGCAGCAGAAGGCACAAAGACCGUUUGGCUGGAAAGCCUUCCAAGCCAAAGUUCAGUCCGUACACCAAGAGCCAACCUAACCCUGUUUUAGCGACUUUGAGAUGGAGUUUUCCAUUUGGGGCGGUUACACCCGCCAUGGGGAAAUUGGCCAACCACUGUCUACCCAACAUUUUCUCCCCUCAGACCAAACUAGCUCUGCAGAAACACCUGCCCAAGACCCUGCCAGCAGGCUUUCUGGCCAGUCAUCUGAACCCAGCCACCUUGUGCACCAUGGCCUCCAGCCCCCUAACCCUCCGGCCGUCACCAAGCCCCUCCACCAUCAUCCAGACCCCUCUGCUCAGCCCCGCACUCUUCAGGCCCGCCCCGGGGCCCCUGAGAGCCAUGCAUGCACCUAUUAUCUUCUCACCAUAUUAGCUUACCUUAGCUUACUACAACAGCAUUGUUUUUCCCGGACUGAUCUAACUAAUGUUAAACCAGACUGAAAUAACCUGGUGGAGCCUGAUGGCCAAGCUAAGCGGCUACUUAAGAAAAACUAUGCAGUGAGGGCAGCAUACCAGCAUGCGAAGUAUCACAGGCUCAGGUCACUUAAAGAAUCUCUUCUUGUGAAUGAAUACCCUUGUGAGAACAAUAAGAUAUGGCUGGGGUCAUUCCCCCACAGCAGGUCUGGACUGGGACUGAAAAACGGGACGGGACUUUGAAACGCAGACCAGCCCACGGCCGUGUAUUAUUAUUAUUAUAUUUGUAUUUUUUUUGCAUUAUGCAGCGGCCGUUUGACCGGCCUUUCGGGAAAUCUCCCGACUCUCCCGACGGUCUGCCCCAGAGUGUCACCCCUCUACUCCACGCUCUCCAAAGACUAUUGACUCAUUCUCCUCGAGGUCUAGAUGCUUUUGGAAGCUAUGAUGAUUUUAUUAUGAUAAAUUCUUAGAUUGUGUUAAAAAAUGUGUAUAUUUAUGUUUUGUAUGUUAGUGGGUCCAUUGCCAAUAGUUCCUUUACUGUAGAGUAUUGACAUUGUUGUGCUCUGGGAGUAUAACUUCAGAUUUCCCUGUCCAGUAUUAGUCCAAACAAUACUUAAAGACCAUUUUACUUGUGUUUUUUAAUGUUUGUUCUUUUAAUAAUCCAGAGAGCUGUGUUAAUAUCUUAAGAAAAACAUAUAAGCUUGAGAAGACUACAGACCUACAUCUGACUCGUCAGGGGACACAGAAGAAAAUUCAUAAUGGGAUAUGCAGUAGGCUAACACUGAAAUGGCACAAUACGCUGAUACAGAGAGAUGUUUAUUUUUUGGGGCACAAUUAAUAAACUGACAGUACAUCUUAGUUAAACUGCAAAACUGGUUUAGGGUAGCAACACUGGUUAAGGUUUGUGUUAGAAUGAGGCUUAUAAUGUUUUUUGAUAGUUAGUUUUGAUGGUUAGCAUCUCAGAAAAUAAAGUUCUUGCAGAAAGAUGAGCAAAGGUUUUCCCACUAGCUUCUGCACUUUCCAUAGCUUGGUCUCUCUUUCUCUCUCUGUCUUUCUGUCUGUGCAUCUCUAUACAAUCAGCCGCAGUAGAAAAAAAGAGACCCACAGUUCACUGACACAUGGCUGGCUUUGGUCCAAAAUGUGCAAUAUAGAGCCUGAGUAUCAUGUUGGCUGGCUCACAAAUCUGAGUGUUUUCACAAAACAAUAAAGAUAAUGUAUUUUUAAGCUGCUAUCACCCCCCUGUAACAUCAUCUCCUUUUGCUGUGCAGAACUUUUAAAGCCUAAGCAAUAUUAUGUGUUUUGAAGUUGUAUUUAAAUGUCAAAUGGUGAAUCUCAUGGGUAGCCUAAUUGUCCAUCCAUUGCAAUACUGUACAGUAUUAUUGGUCUCGAUAAUGUCUAUGUACUGUUAUAGUUGUAUAUGACCUUAUAAAGAAAAAUUAUUUGUUUUUU
Messenger RNA from Osmerus eperlanus (European smelt), 3302 nucleotides. RefSeq names its product zinc finger protein 385C-like. Gene Ontology annotation, cellular component: nucleus. The record is from RefSeq and is a predicted model, not a curated record. The coding region runs from base 67 to 1812 and encodes 581 amino acids. Gene Ontology annotation, molecular function: nucleic acid binding; zinc ion binding. The transcript is spliced from 10 exons. NCBI's taxonomy places the organism in Eukaryota, Metazoa, Chordata, Actinopteri, Osmeriformes, Osmeridae.